CCCAUCAUCCAACAUAUAUUGCUCAUUCCUCUGUUAAUUUCUUUUGUAAGAUAUUAUAGUUUAUAGUUUAUACUCUAUAAGGAGAGUAAGGAAACACUAAUAAGAGUAUCUAUGGAGGUUUCUUGCACUGAUCAAGAAGUUGCAGUAGAAACAGUGAAGGUCAGUUCUAACAGACUCAACGACCUCAAAGCAUUCGAUGAAACAAAAACCGGCGUCAAGGGUCUUGUUGACAAAGGCCUUACAAAGAUUCCAUUGCUGUUCCAUCACCAACCUGAUAAUAAUAAGAAAUCUCACUCAGAACACACAAUUCCAGUUAUAGAUCUUGAAGAUGUUGUUAGCAAGGAUCCAAUCAAACGACAAGGAGUUGUUUCAAGAAUAAGGGAAGCAUGUGAGACAUGGGGUUUCUUCCAAGUGGUGAAUCAUGGGAUCCAUGAGUGUGUUCUUGAGGAGAUGAAAGAUGGAGUAAGAAGGUUCUUCGAGCAAGAUGAUGAGGUGAAGAAAGAGUUUUAUACAUGUGACCAAAAUAGGACGUUCAUUUAUAACAGUAAUUUUGAUAUGUAUAGUUCACCAGCACUUAAUUGGAGAGAUACAUUUGUGUGCUAUCUUGCUCCUAAUCCUCCUAAGCCAGAAGAAUUACCAGUCGUAUGCAGGGAUAUCCUUCUCAAAUAUGGGAACCAUGUUAUGAAACUAGGGAUUGCACUCUUUGAAUUACUAUCAGAAGGUCUUGGUUUGCAUCCAAACUAUUUAAGAGACAUAGGUUGCACUGAUGGACUUAUUUCACUUUGCCAUUACUAUCCUGCAUGUCCUGAACCAGAACUAACUUUGGGAAUCACUAAGCAUUCCGAUAACAACUUUAUCACAGUGCUUCUCCAAGACCAUAUCGGCGGCCUUCAAGUACUUCAUCAAGAUAAGUGGAUCGAUAUACCGCCGCUAUCAGGGGCUCUAGUUGUCAAUAUUGGUGAUCUUCUGCAGCUUAUAACAAAUGAUAAAUUCAAUAGUGUUCAACACAGAGUGCUGGCAAAUUUUAUUGGUCCAAGAAUAUCUGUUGCAAGUUUUUUCUGCUCAGGUGUCAAAUCAUCGUCAAAACUUUAUGGCCCUAUAAAAGAAUUGUUAUCAGAAGACACUCCUGCAAAAUAUAGAGAAAUCACGAUUGAGGAAUAUGUAAAAUACUAUAAUGCCAAAGGCCUUGAUGGAACCACUUCUCUUGAACAUUUUAGGGUUUGACUUCAGAAAUUUGGAAUUAGGGUUGGUUUAAUAAUCACAUGAUGGUAGUGACAUUAUUUAUCAAAUAAAACUUAAGGUAUAUCUCAUAUUCACAAAGUUUGUAAUUGUAAUUGAGGUGUCCUAUAAAAAAUGAAUACUUUGUUGAGUUAUUAUGUCUGUGUGUUGA
Messenger RNA from Arachis ipaensis, 1390 nucleotides. RefSeq names its product 1-aminocyclopropane-1-carboxylate oxidase homolog 12-like. Lineage: Eukaryota; Viridiplantae; Streptophyta; Magnoliopsida; Fabales; Fabaceae. The record is from RefSeq and is a predicted model, not a curated record.